Messenger RNA from Paramecium octaurelia, 886 nucleotides. The record is from the annotation of a GenBank genome assembly. NCBI's taxonomy places the organism in Eukaryota, Ciliophora, Oligohymenophorea, Peniculida, Parameciidae.
UUUAAUGUUUGAAGAAAAUAUAAAAAUUUGGGGUCCUUUUGGAGAAUUAGCUUUAACGUGGUGCGAAGCGUUUAUGGAUGAUAAUGAUUAUGUAGUAUUGAUGAUCUACUUAUAAAAAAGAAAAUGGAUAAUGACAGAUUCUGAUCUUUAAGCUGUGAUUAAAGAAUAUGACAGAAUGGGAUUAGCUGACAUGAGACAAGCAGCAAUGUACUUAUAAAAUUGACUAUAUUAUAGGAAUUUGUAAAAUGUUGGCAUUGUGAAGUUGGACGAAAGAAAACAGAACAAUUUCUAAAGAGACAAUCAUUUUUAAAAUAUGCAAAUAAACAAAGAAUUUGUAGAUUGUUUGGAAAGAUAAUGUAGAAUUUUGGAGGAUAAGUGUAAAUAUGAAAAGUAGGAAGUUGAAAAAUAAGAAAAGAACUAAACUAGUAAGUAUUGUAGUAUCUGCAAUUAAUAAUAUUCAUUGAAUGAUAUCCAUUUGUAUUUACUGAAGAGAUGUAAAAAAUAUGGCUGUGAAUAAGGAACAUUAAUAGAUUCAUAAAUGGAUGAAUUGAGAAAAAAAGUAUGUUUUAUGUAUUUAUAAACAUAGCAUGUUUAAAUUUUAGAAUAAAUUUUGGAGAGAAUAAAACGAUUGUUAGAGAAUUGCAAAUAAGAGCCAUUCCCAGCUGAGAAUGAUAUUGAGUAAUCAAAGUAGAUGGUGAUAGAAGUGUAAUAGAAAUGUAAAUUAUUAAUUUAACUAGCAUUUUUGGAUCCUGAGGUGGAAAAGAAAUGGAAUGAAAACAAAUAAGAGCAAAUACAUUAAAUUUUUAAACUACCAAUAUGUAAAAAGAUUAAUUCAUAUGUUCAACGGAAGAAAUAAUUUUUAUCUAAUAAAAUGAAUAUCGAAUGA